Messenger RNA from Orycteropus afer afer, 1026 nucleotides. The record is from RefSeq and is a predicted model, not a curated record. Lineage: Eukaryota; Metazoa; Chordata; Mammalia; Tubulidentata; Orycteropodidae.
AUGAACAAAACAGGAAAUGCAUCUACAACCACAACUGUGAUAGACAGCAAAAAUGGAUCAGUGCCCAAAUGCCCUGGAAAAGUGCUGAAGAGAACAGUCACAGAAGAUAUAGUGACGACAUUCAGCUCCCCGGCAGCCUGGCUCCUGGUCAUUGCUCUCAUAAUCACAUGGUCAGCUGUGGCUGUCGUUAUGUUUGAUUUAGUGGAUUACAAAAACUUUUCAGCAAGCUCUAUUUCCAAGAUUGGCUCAGAUCCUCUAAAAUUCGUACAUGAUGCUGUAGAGGAAACCACGGACUGGAUCUAUGGCUUCUUUUCUUUGUUGUCUGACAUUAUCUCAUCUGAGGAUGAAGAAGAAGAUGAUGUAGAGGGCGAGGACACUGACAAAGGAGAAAUAGAGGAGCCUCCCUUGAAAAAAAAAGAAAUACACAAAGAUAAGACUGAAAAGCAGGAGAAACCUGAUAGGAAAACGCAAAUCAAAGUUACACACAGAGAAAAAGAAAAAGAAAAGGUCAAGGGCAAAGAAAAAGAAAAGCCUGAACGGAAAGCAACUGUCAAGGAGAAAAUGGAGAAAAAAGAAAAACCAGAGACAAAGACAGUGGUAAAAGAAGGGAAGAAAGCUAAAAUGAAAGAAAAGACUGAAGAAAAGACUAAAAAGGAAGUGAAAGGUGGAAAACAGGAGAAGGUAAAACAAACAGCUACAAAAGUAAAAGAAGUACAGAAAAUGCCACCCAAAGCCAAAGCCAAAGACAAAGACGACAAAGAGGUUGCCCCUGUGUCAAAGCAAGAACAGAAAGAUCAGUAUGCAUUCUGUCGGUAUAUGAUUGACAUAUUUGUCCAUGGGGAUUUGAAACCAGGACAAAGCCCAGCCUUACCACCUCCGUUACCUACAGAACAAGCUUCCAGACCCACUCCAGUAUCACCUACUACUGAAGAAAAGGAAGAGGAGAAGAAGAAAUCUGAGAAGAAAGUGACUUCUGAAACAAAAAAGAAAGGCAAGGAGUUGAAAAGCUGUUUAAAACAUAAAUAG